AUGCAUUGUACAUUCAGAAGUAAUUUUCAAGAGACACACAAAACAACAAAAAAACGUCGUAUGAUAGGACCAGCAAUGGAAAAAGCAAUAUCAUCGAUUUGUGUCGAUGGACUAUCAAGUGAAACGUAUCGAGAAAGAGAAGCAGUACGUCUGAUAAAAACAGGUGAACCUGAUCCGUCCAUUAUUCCAUCUGGUAAUUCAUUACGCAUUUUAAAAUCACGAGUGACAGCAGGCAGGCAGAUACCUUAA
Macrosiphum euphorbiae (potato aphid) is the source of this 249-nucleotide messenger RNA. The record is from the annotation of a GenBank genome assembly. NCBI's taxonomy places the organism in Eukaryota, Metazoa, Arthropoda, Insecta, Hemiptera, Aphididae.